GCUCUGACUGACACCUGCAUUCAUUUAUUGACCUAAUUAGUCACUGAUUAGGUCACAUGGCAUCUUGCAGUGUGACCGUGAGUCUGAACUGAGUCAAACACUGAGUAAAUUGCCAAAGAUUAAUUUUCAUUAUAAAGAAGAUGGCAGAUACACUACACCAAAAUUGCCAACAUGUAAACUUAAUGCACAGCUAGGGCUAAACCAUUAUCCACGAGUGAACAUGCUAAAGUUUUCCUAAUAUCAACGUCAUUCCAAUCAUUAGAAUACAGGAUGAUUAAAAACAAUGUUUACUGGCACAAUUAUAUCAAUAAAUUAAUACUUACUCAAAGGGUUCAGCUGAACCGUGUCCCAGCAAGAAAGUCUCGAUUGACAGGUGUGCAUCGUUUAUCCGUUCAGUAAAGGCACGUCCGAGGAUCCGACAUGGGUCCGUUCAGGAUCCGCUGUUUGACAGUAGAAUUUACCGCGUUGCCGGAGGCGGAGGUGAUCCUCUGCGCGGCUCCAAAACAAAUGUGACAGCCACGCGGGUUUGGCGACUUGAACGCGGAUCCGCGUAGGAGUCUCCUGCUGUGUGGGUGGUGACCUAAUGUGUCGACUACAAUCAACAGUGAGGCAGAGGGCUCUUAGUGCCAAUCAAAUUAAUGUGCUUCGUGGGGAGGAAUUUGAUUGUGCACUGAGAGCUUUUCGUCGGUCCACUUUUGAUCCACAGUCCAGGCUGGAUGUGGUGUUUGUGGAUGAGAGUGGAGUGGGCAAAGGGGCAGUUGAUGAGGGUGGGCCCACAAGAGAGUUUUGUCGACUCCUCAUGGGCCAGAUCCAGCAGCAUCAUAUUUUUGAAGGGCCUUUGGACUCGCGGGCUUUGGCUUUAGAUAAUGUUGGUAUGUUUGCUUUACACAGAAGUUUAUUUUUUUACAGAAGUUGCACUUUAUUUCAUUAGGCACUGUCUGUCUCACACUAAUAGAAAACAAACAUACAUUUUACUGCAUUAAAACCAAUUACUUUUUUCUGCAGCCUUGCACAAUGGGAUAUACAGACUUGCAGGCCAAAUGGUGGCUGUUUGUCUAAUUCAAGGAGGGGUUUCUCCGCACUUUUUUUCGGACCGGCUUUUUAGGCAGGUUUGUUGCCUUGUUCCUCUCGUGCCAUCCAUAAAAGAGGUGGCAGACAAAGAGCUACAGGCAAAAUUGCACAAGAUAGCAACUGCUGGUACAGUACAGGAGGCCCGAGAGGCAGUAAAACAAGAAUCAGAUGAGCUGUCCAUGAUGUGAGCUUUGCGCUACCUAAACUCCAUGGCCCAGAGGGAUGAGUUAAUGUCAGCUAUUCUUGAAUUUUACUCAGAGGGUCGCAUUCAUGCUGCACUCGAGCAGUUCAAAGAAGGUCUAAGUGCCAUUGGGCUCUUACAGGAGAUGGUGGCCCACCCAUCUUCCUUUAAAGAACUGUUUGUGAAAACCACCACCAAACUUACAGCAGAAGAUGUCGCUGGGUUGUUCAAACCACAGUUCACCUCCCCUGUAGGCUCCAAUAAGAGGAGACAAGAGACCAGGGCUGUGGUAUUCUGGCGGGACUGGCUUUUGGAGGUUGAGGGUGGAGAUGCAGCACCCAUUUCCCUGGAGUACAUCCUUAUGUUUGCCACAGGACUAGACUGGGUUCCAGCAGUAGGAUUUUCAACUCAACCCGAACUCACUUUUCUACAUGAAGAAGAUGAACCUGCAGUGUUUCCAACCUCCAACAAAUGUUCUUUAAUUUUAAGAAUACCAGUUAAAAACACAUGAAUCAUUUAAAACCGCAAUGGAAGUGGGAAUUGGAAAUGCAGAUCAGUUUGGAGUACAAUAAUUUUUUUGUUAUAUUUUUCUUGUAUUUUUAUGUUAACAAGUUGCAUUUUCUUAUUUCAAUUAUUUUUACUGAAUUAAUUUUCCAUGUUCAAUUAGUUACACCGUUUAAGUUGGUCCCUGUUUACUCAAUGUUUUAAAGUACAUGUUUAUUUUUUUAUAUUGUUUGUUGUUUUUAUUAAACUGUUUAUAGCAAG
Molecule: messenger RNA, 2017 nt
Organism: Misgurnus anguillicaudatus (oriental weatherfish)
Lineage: Eukaryota; Metazoa; Chordata; Actinopteri; Cypriniformes; Cobitidae
Source: RefSeq, a predicted model, not a curated record